Coregonus clupeaformis (lake whitefish) is the source of this 2135-nucleotide messenger RNA. It is a transcript of the gene mymk, whose product is annotated as myomaker, myoblast fusion factor. NCBI's taxonomy places the organism in Eukaryota, Metazoa, Chordata, Actinopteri, Salmoniformes, Salmonidae. The transcript has 6 exons. Gene Ontology annotation, cellular component: plasma membrane. The record is from RefSeq and is a predicted model, not a curated record. The coding region runs from base 280 to 1407 and encodes 375 amino acids.
GUGUGUGUGGUGUGUUGUACAUUUCCCUGUCCACUUACCAGCUCUCUUAUUUCUCUGGGAGAGGACUAAGAGACUAAGGUACUCAAAGGACAUCUUCCCAUCCAGCGCUGCCAGAGCAGUACUACUGUAGACAGCCUGUAUCAAUAUCAAUUCAGCUGAGGUGUGAUUAUUGCUGGUUGAAAACUUGGAUCAGAUCAAACUAUCUAUCAAGAGCAGUACUAGAUCAUCUGCACCAGAUACCCAACACCCAGUGAGUUGGUGUUGCUGUAGUUAGCCACCAUGGGAGCCUACAUUGCCAAGAUGCUACUGCCCACCGUUAGUAGCCUGGUGUUCCUGCCUGCAGCCAGUGUGGCCACCAAGAGAGGCUUCCACAUGGAGGCCAUGGUCUACUUCUUCACCAUGUUCUUCACCACGAUUUACCAUGCUUGUGAUGGGCCAGGCCUCUCCAUCAUAUGUUUCAUGAAGUAUGAGAUCCUGGAGUACUUCAGCGUGUACGGAACAGCCAUCUCUAUCUGGGUCACACUGAUAGCUUUAGGGGAUUUUGAUGAGCCAAAGCGUUCUACUCUGACCAUGUUUGGGGUUUUGACCUGUGCUGUGAGGAUCUACCAGGACCGCUGGGGCUAUGGGAUCUACUCUGGACCAAUAGGAUCAGCAGUAUUCAUAAUCACUGUCAAAUGGUUACAGAAAAUGAAAGAGAUAAAGGGCCUCUACCCCGAGAAGAGCGUAUACACCCAACAGGUGGGACCAGGAUGCUGCUUCGGUGCCCUGGCUCUGAUGCUCCGCUUCUACUUUGAGGAGUGGGACUAUGCCUAUGUCCACAGUUUCUACCACCUGUCUAUGGCUGUGUCCUUCGUGUUGCUGCUACCAAAGAAGAACCGCUAUGCAGGGACAGACAGCAACCCUGCCAAGCUUAGCUGCUACACCCUCCUCUGCUGUACACCAUUUCCUGCUUCUACGAAGGAGAAGGACAAGAAGAAGACCCCGUCUCGAACCAUUUGGACCAUUCCCACUGAACGGCCUUGGACACGGGCCUGCAGCUCACCAACUCUCCCUCUGUACAACCCACCUAGUACACCUGUUAAGAAAGCACUGGACAUCAACACUACACCUGUUAAGAAAGCACUGGACAUCACUACACCUGUUAAGAAAGCACUGGACAUCACUACACCUGUUAAGAAAGCACUGGACAUCACUACACCUGUUAAGGAAGGAUGGGAGAUCAUCAAUACUACACCUGUUAAGAAAGCACUGGACAUCAACACUAAAACUGUUAAGAGAGCACUGGACUUCAGCAGCACUAAACCAGUUCAGAAGGGACUGGACAUCAGACUAGAUAUUAGCAGUACUAAACCUGUUCACAAAGGACUGGACAUCAGCAAGCUCAAAGAACAGAAUGGGUGGAAGUGACCCCACAAGACAGAUAAACUUUUAUGAGUCAGUUGGUCUUGGUGAUGUCCAGAGAGAAAGCAAAUAGAGAACGAUGUCAUACAAUACAGGGUUACAGGAACACAGACAUCAUCCACAAAGGUCAAGCCCUGUGCUGUGCCCUCAAGGACAAAGAGUAUGGUUGUCUCUUCUGCCUGUAAAGAAAACAGGAGAGCAGCCCUUUACUUCAAAACAUGGGGAGAGUGACAGGGAGAAGGGUUCCUGAGGCAAGCCUGUAAAACUGACUGGAAAAUUUGUGAGUAGCACAAAGCGGCAGACAUUUUUUCUCUCCAAGAUGAAUAAAUUGUCCUUCAAAUGUUUCUCAGGAGGGACCUUUCGUCUGCUGCUCUCUCUCUCUGAGAAAGGAACUAUGCAGUUAAAUUCGGUUAUGAAAAUUACAAGAUUGUAAAAGCACAUUUUACUCGCUUUAUAUAUCCCCUAGGUGCCAAACAUGUCAUCUGGUGCAUCAGACUUUUGAGUGCAGCAGAAUCCGGUCCAGACACAAGGCUGUAAACCAACUGCAGUGCUUUAGAAUGUUUCGAAUGAGGCGGCAGGUAUUUAUUCCAGUAUAUUGAGUGACCAAGCAACUUUGACUUUGUUUCCUUACAUUUCAGCCUCACUCUCUCUAACUGUUUUGAUGAUGAACUUUACUUUAUAUAAUACGUAUUUAUUGAAAUGGGAAGGGUUUUAUUUAACCAUGAUGGUUUCAC